AUGACGCGCCAAUUUUUGAAUUUAAGUAGCAAUGAUUGUUUCCAAAAGUGUUCUGAAGUAGCCCACACUUCGGUGGGUGAAAGCGUUAAACACAGUCUCAGUGGUUCUUGUUUACUUGCAAUAAACCCGUUUUUACCAAAGAGGCAUCGUGCACUUAUUGGUGACACCGUGACUGUGUGUAUUCCACUUGGGAGUAGUAUUGUGAUUAUUCAGUUGUUAUUUUACCAUGGAUGUCAUUGGUGGCAAGCACCUCUAAACAGAGAAACGGAGGAAGACGAACUUACAAAAUUGCGAGUCGAAGUGGUUUCCUUAAAAACGGAGGUCAGCAGGAUCUUGGAACUAGUUUUGGAUUUUACACGGGUGAGUGUAAAAUCAGAUAGGGUCUUAACAGCUACUGACAAUGAAUGUGAAUCUUUACAAGCCGCAUUUUCCAACAGCGGCAAUAACAAAGACCCUGUCACAUCAAAGAAUAUUGAUGUUGUUAACCAGGAUAAAGAUCCAAAUGACCACCGGAACAUUACAUUGCAUAUUCUUCACAAAGAUUGCAUUACAGUUUGUAACCAUUAUCAAGGUACACCAGCUUUGACUCUUAUUGUGCAGCAAGGUAACACCGAGACAAAUGUUGAUCUUGUGCCAUUCAUCAAGGAUCCAUAUAACUACUGGCACUUAGAAUGGCCUAGGGAAGGAUCCACGUGGCCAUCUGCGGAAAAGAUUGAUGAGUGCAAAAUGAUGGGUGUGGAUCUUGUAGCCAAAGAAACUGUAUUCUGGAGAUAUUCCUUUUCCCGUAUUGAAAAAUUCCUGCUGGAAGGUAUUGAUGCUGAUGGUGGCUUCAGAAAAGCCAGCCUGCGUAUCCUGAAAAAGAUUCGUAUUGAUUACUGGGAAUCACGUUUCAGGAAAGUGCUGGUAUCCUAUCAUCUAAAGGUAAUCUUAUUUUGGGCAUGCGAAAAUUACCCAGACUCCGACUUCUGGUGUGAUCUUAACACAUCCUUCAGAAGGUUGGUAGAUGACCUCAUCGACUAUUUAUCUGAGACGAAUCUUCCCCACUACUUCGUAGAUGAAGUCAACAUGUUCAAAACUGACAAUGACAGCAAAUUAAAGCUCCAAGAGUUAUGUGAAGAAGUGAAGAAGCUCCGAAGAAACCCAGAACAGUAUCUAAGCAUAGAAGACUAAUGUCCUGUCAGUUACCUUGUUAUGUUGCUUGAAGCAGAACAGGUCUUGAAUAAAGUAAAUUUUUUCUAAGCAGAAGAGGUCUAGAAUAAAGGUAUUCAGGAAAGGAAUUUUUACAGUGAAGAAGCAACAUGAAACAAGGAUCUGUUUACACACCUCUGAGAUAUAAUAAUUUAUUCAGUUGAAUAAAACUAUGGU
Molecule: messenger RNA, 1365 nt
Organism: Protopterus annectens (West African lungfish)
Lineage: Eukaryota; Metazoa; Chordata; Ceratodontiformes; Protopteridae
Product: protein mab-21-like 3
Exons: 5
Coding region: 1-1170 (389 amino acids)
Source: RefSeq, a predicted model, not a curated record